Molecule: messenger RNA, 779 nt
Organism: Aethina tumida (small hive beetle)
Lineage: Eukaryota; Metazoa; Arthropoda; Insecta; Coleoptera; Nitidulidae
Product: GILT-like protein 1
Exons: 5
Coding region: 108-734 (208 amino acids)
Molecular function (GO): oxidoreductase activity, acting on a sulfur group of donors, disulfide as acceptor
Source: RefSeq, a predicted model, not a curated record
UAAAAAUCUAAAUUGGCUUAAAAGGUGGGACACUAAGCAAAAGUGAAAGUAGAGGUCACAGUUAACCAUCUCAUAACGAAAUCAGAUUCAGCGAAGACAACACCAACAUGUUAAAGUACUUUUCAGUUCUGAUUAUUUUAGUGAAGUUGAGUGUUGCACAGAAGUUAAAUGUUGAUGUGUUAUAUGAAUCACUAUGUCCAGAUAGUUUACGAUUUAUAACUGAACAAUUGUAUCCUGCUUGGAGUGAUAUUUCUCCUUAUGUAAAUAUUAAUUUUGUGCCUUUUGGAAAAAGUUCUAGUUUACAAAAUGGAAGUGAGUUUGUUUGUCAACACGGUCCCCGAGAAUGUCGGGGGAACAGGCUAAUGUCCUGUGCAUUGGCCAGAAUUCCAGAUCAAACGCAGCAAGUAGAAUAUGUAAAUUGUUUUAUGAAAGUUUACAGGAAAAACAGAAAGAAUUCGGAAGAAGAUGGAAGACAGUGUGCAGAAAAAAUUAACUUAGAUGUGAACGAUGUUAACGCUUGUUAUAACUCAUUGGAAGGAACUCAGUUACAGUUAAAUGCAGAAAAGUCAACGGUCAGGAUAUUACCGAAGUUUGUGCCUACAGUAUUAUAUAACGGUGAGUUUAUGCAACAACUUCAAGACAUCAGUUUGGUGAAUUUCAGGGGAUUGGUCUGUGAAUUAAUAAAAACGACUUAUCCGGAAUCAUGUAAAACUUUAUCAAUUUUAAAAUUGUAAAUCUUUCUAUUUUUUAAUUAAUAUUUAUUAAAAUCUUUAAUUAUU